CCCUCUCUCUCGCUCUCUCUCUCUCUCUCUCUCUCUCUCUCUCUAGUAUCCUACCUAUGAGUAAUAGUAGUAUUACGUGUUAGUCAGUCAAGCAGCUGGAUUAUUUUGUUAAAACUAAACAGAACAGAAGACUACUCGAAACAAACCGACAUAGACAUUGAGGACAUACUGAGACAUCACACUGCGGCAGUAAAAUAACUUGUGUCCACAUUAGGAAACAGUGUUAAAGUAGCUCAUUGAGAAACAGAACUAGAAGAAGAUGGGUGAAGUGGACAAGAGCACUCUCUGCCUCUUUGACGUCGACGGUACAUUAACAGCAGCGAGACAGCGUGUAACUCCUGACAUGGACCAGUUCCUCCAGAAGCUGAGGACUCGGGUUCGAGUCGGGGUGGUUGGAGGUUCAGACCUCAGCAAGAUCAAAGAGCAGCUGGGAGAAGAUGUUAUCAAGAAAAUGGACUAUGUGUUCGCUGAGAACGGACUAGAGGCGUUUAAAGGUGGGGAGUUCCUCUCUGUCCAGUCCAUUCAGGCUCACAUGGGGGAGGAGCUUCUGCAGGAGUUCAUCAACUUCUGUCUCAACUAUAUGGCAAAGAUCAAACUGCCUAAAAAAAGGGGCACAUUCAUUGAAUUCCGCAACGGCAUGUUGAACGUCUCCCCAAUCGGACGCAGCUGCUCGCAGGAAGAGAGGAAAGAGUUCUAUGAGCUCGAUCAGAAAGAGAAGAUUAGAGAGAAGUUUGUGUCUGUGUUGAAGAAGGAGUUCAAAGGAAGAGGGCUGACAUUUUCAAUCGGAGGCCAGAUCAGCUUUGAUGUGUUUCCUGAUGGCUGGGACAAGAGGUUCUGCCUGGGGAUCGUGGAGAAGGACACCUACUCAACCAUUCACUUCUUUGGAGACAAAACCAAACCUGGAGGAAAUGACUACGAGAUCUACAGCGACCCUCGGACCAUCGGACACGAAGUCUCCUGUCCGGAGGAAACACAACGACUCUGUCAACAGCUUUUCUUCUCAUGAGGAAGAAGAAAAAGAAGUACUGCUGUUUUUUACUGCACCUUGAAUAUGAAAGGAAUGAAAUAUGUCUAAUACGAUCGUACCUUGAAGUUAGUUAGAAAAAAUGAUUCACAAGAAUGAUUCAGUGUCAUGGUAUCUGUAAUGAAAUAGUAGGGGAUUCUGGGAUAUUUCACAAGUUUUGAAGGGGAGCUGUUAUGGGUUUAAAUGUGAUUCACUUUUGAAAACAUGCUUGUGGUCGAUAUUAAGUUUAAUCAAAUUUUUGAUUGUAAAAACAAAAGUCAGCUGGGUUUCCCCCCCCGAUCUUUUAUUCCACUUCACCCUUAUUCUGAAUCUGCUUGAACAUAAACCUCAUGUUUCUGGAUGCUGCUGUGCCUCUGACGUCAGUGACACAAACACACACAGGACUUAUUGAUGAGCUGCUCAUGUUACUGUUAGUCAAGCCAAGAGAUUUGAAUGCAGCUUUGUAUUUCCUCACAGAUAUAUUUGUCAGUCAAAUGUGGCUUAUUUCUCUUUUCAUUUUAUAAAUUGUCUUUUACUCACAUUUUAAAUCAGUUUACUAUCAUGUUAAUUUCUUAUCAACACACAUAAUAUGUGAAUGAUAUCCUUUUAAAACUAGGAGUAGCCUCUUGGUUUUAAAAGAGCAGCCAGCUUACUUCCUUGAACCCAUAAUCUUUAUAAUGGCCAGCAGGGGGCGCCUCCACUGUCGAAAAAAAAAAAACUUGUCUCAGAUGACAUAGUUUAUGGUCUUAAUCUCUAGUUUCUGUUAUUUUCAGUCUAUAGUUUCAAUGAGGUCUCCUUUAUAAAGUUUGAUGUUUGUGUUACCAGCUCUAUGUGAUAUAAGACUUCCUCAACCAUGCAUUGCCUUUGUUUACAGUUGGCAAUGUGGGAAGUUGGAAUGGACUUGUAAAUUAUGUCCUUGAGAUUGCUGGCUGCAUUUGCUACAAAAAUGUUUGAAAACAUACAGUAUAUUAUAGUUAAAUUGUUAGAUCACAACUGAUGGGAGCCUGGAUUGCUCCCAUCUAACUUCAUUUCAUCAUCGCAUUCUGUGUUUUAAUGCAGACUUUGCAGACUUUGUUGUUUUAAUGCAGACUUUGUUGUUUUAAUGCAGACUUUGUUGGUUUAAUGCAGACUUUGUUGUUUUAAUGCAGACUUUGUUGAUUGAGAAAUGGUUCCAUUUAGAGUAAAAUAGUCAAGAAAGCUUGGUAAGUAAUGCUGCAGCUUGCUAACCUAGCUGUAGCCAAUAACUUGACCUCUGUCCAUACAUUGUUAGUCCAUUGUCUUUACUUACGGUUAUUUUUUAAACAAUAGUCAUCAUUAUUUAUUUAAAUCCUCUGAAUACCCAAUGAUAAAAUGGUAGCCUACAGUCAACAACAAGAAAAAUACAAAUAAAAUCAGGCAAAUACUACCGGCAUGCCGGGUCUGCCAAGUCUGGCAUGUUAGCUUAACUCAGUAAUUAGCUAACUAGCAAGCCAAUAAACUAGCCUGUGUUAUGAACCAUGGGCAUAGACUGUUAAGCUUUGAUAAAUGUAGCAUUUUUUUUUAGAUCUUAAAGAACACAACAUAAAACUGUAAUUGAGCGUCAAAAUGUAAUAUUCAACUUUUCCUGCUGAGUCACAGCAGACGUGUUCACAAAGUCUUGGCUGUGUCUGAAACUUCAAAUUAAACAUAAGGAUGUUGUUUGUCAAUACAUAGCACUGAUUACAUGUGAAGUAUAAACCUGAAUGAAGAAUGAGCUGUAAAAUAUCUGUGAAAUAAAAAGGGAACAAGUCUGUGAUUGGACUUAUAAAGUCUGUGUUCAUGCUGAAAAGAUGGAAGGUAAUGUUGCAGUGAAAAAGUAUUAUCACAAUUAACUUCCACUGUUUCUUUACUUAAAGCCUCAGCAAAUACAUUUAAAUGUUAACUGACACAACAGGAAAAAUACUGCUUUCCUUCCCUGUGGGAGACAGAGGCCCUCUGGUGGUCCAAGUGUGUAAUGCUGACACAGCACAUUCAGUCUGCGUUUGUUUAAAUUGGGCAAAAAAAUAAAUAAUUUAAAUCAAACUAAACUGUAUGUACUUAUGGAAGCUGUUUUUCAUGUUUGUUGGAUGCCAUGUAAAGAAAUACAUCAGACCAGGUAUAUUG
Labrus bergylta (ballan wrasse) is the source of this 3124-nucleotide messenger RNA. It is a transcript of the gene pmm2, whose product is annotated as phosphomannomutase 2. NCBI's taxonomy places the organism in Eukaryota, Metazoa, Chordata, Actinopteri, Labriformes, Labridae. Gene Ontology annotation, biological process: mannose metabolic process; GDP-mannose biosynthetic process; protein N-linked glycosylation. Gene Ontology annotation, molecular function: phosphomannomutase activity. The record is from RefSeq and is a predicted model, not a curated record. Gene Ontology annotation, cellular component: cytosol.